Aspergillus luchuensis is the source of this 792-nucleotide messenger RNA. Its product is annotated as HIG1 domain-containing protein. Gene Ontology annotation, biological process: mitochondrial respiratory chain complex IV assembly. NCBI's taxonomy places the organism in Eukaryota, Fungi, Ascomycota, Eurotiomycetes, Eurotiales, Aspergillaceae. The record is from RefSeq and is a predicted model, not a curated record. The transcript has 2 exons. Bases 1 to 792 code for a protein of 263 amino acids. Gene Ontology annotation, cellular component: mitochondrial inner membrane.
AUGAAGAUCCUCACCAAAGAAGAAGAAGAUGCCCAUUACCGCGAGGUCGUCAAGGGCGGUACCAUCGGUGGUCUCAUCGGUCUGGUAGGCGGCGCAGCCGGUGUUCUCGCUGCCACCAGGCGCUACCAAACCAUUCGCAACCUCACCCUCCCCAUGAAAUCCUUCCUCGUGACCUCCUCCGGUACCUUCGUGGGUAUCAUCAGCGCCGACCACGCCUCCCGCAGCUUCGAAGCCCAGCGCAACGCCAGUCGCCAAUGGUACGAGAACCGCGAGGAGCGUCUCCGCCAGGAGGAAUUGUCGCAGCUGUCCACGCUCGAUCGCGCGCUUCAGUGGGCCCGCCGCGAGAAGUACAAGAUUGUCGGUGCCACGUGGGUGGCUAGUAUGAUCGGUAGUUUCGCCAUGGUCAACCGGAAUAAGCACCUCAGUGGAUCACAGAAGUUGGUCCAGGCCAGAGUUUACGCUCAGGGCUUGACCCUCGCUGUGUUGGUGGCUAGUGCGGCGUUCGAGAUCCAGGAUCAGAGGAAGGGUCGCGGCUUGUUGCAGGAUAAGGUGAAGGCCGAGAGGCAGGCUGCUGAGGAGAGGAAGAACGCAGAGCAGGAGCACACGGGUGAUCUGUGGAAGGAUAUGGUUGCUGCUGAGGAGGAUCGGUUGAGGAAGAGGAAGAUGAGUCUGUCCGAGUCGGACUACCUGCAUCCUCAUAAUGGACAGGAGAAGAAGGUUGAGGAGGUCAAGGAGGAGAAGGAGGAGCCUAAGAAGGAGGCUGCUGAGGCAAAGGAGGAGAAGAAGGAGUAA